UCCGCGGAGGAGGACUUGAGGCGCUACACGCCUACUACUGUCAAAGAUAAUUGUUUUAUUUCGACUGUCAAUUGAAUGUCUGCACUGGACGACGUGGACUACAACUUGGAUUGACACAAUACGUUUUUCCGACCUAAAUAAUGCUUUGCUGUUACUCUUAAACAAGCUCUAACAAAACAGUUGCUAAUUUAGGAAUGCCACACGCCUUUUCAACUACUAGUACCAUGCUAGCCAAUUUUCUUCGUGAAUAAGCUGUAGUUAGCUACUAGUAGUUAGCAAGUCAGCCAACACGUUAUGAUUUGGGAACACUAGCUAGCAAAACGUAGCUAACGUUUGCUAGCUAGCAAGUUAGAGGACAGCACAAGCCAGUUGCCCACCCUAAAAAUCAGUUUUUAGUUGGUUAACGUUACUUUUCUCAGUUUCGCUUGACACCAAGCAACUUGUUGGUGGUGGCUAAUUAUUUAUUGCGUGGUUUUUAUAAAGCAGCUUUACAGUUUCUUAUGCUAGCUAGCUGAACUAGACAACUAGCUAACGUUACAGACAUGGGAUUACACCCGUUGGAGUUUAGCGAAUGCUACCUGGACAGUCCCGGUUUCAGGGAGAAAAUAAAGGCGCACGAGGCCGAGUUGGAUAAAACCAACAGAUUUAUCAAGGAACUCUACAAGGAUGGAAAGAAUCUCAUCAAUGCCACAAAACAGCUUGCGUUGGCCCAGCGCAAGUUUGCCCAUUCCCUGGGAGAGUUCCAGUUUGAGUACAUCGGAGAUGCAAAAACGGACGAUGAGAGGUGUAUUGAUGAAUCCUUGCAGGAGUUUUCCAACUUCCUUAAGAACCUGGAAGACCAAAGAGAGCUGAUGAUGAGGAACAUUACAGAAACGUUAAUGAAACCGCUGGAGAAGUUCAGAAAAGAGCAACUGGGCUCAGCGAAGGAGGAAAGGAAGAAGUAUGAGAAGGAAACUGAGAAGUACUACAGCUCCUUGGAAAAGCUUUUGAACAUGUCAGCAAAGAAAAAGGAACCGCAGCUACAGGAGGCGGACAACCUGGUGGAGACCAUGAGACAGCACUUUCAGGAGGAGUCUCUGGAUUACGUGUGUAAACUACAGGAGAUCCAGGAGAGGAAGAAGUUUGACUGUGUGGAGCCAAUGCUGGCGUUCUUUCAGACAGUGUUCACCUUCUACCACCAGGGCUAUGAGCUGGCCAAUGACUUUAACCACUACAAGAAAGCCUUACAGAUCAAUAUACAAAAUACGCGGAGUCGGUUUGAGGGCACGCGGGUGGAGGUGUUUGAGCUGAUGAAGAGGAUAAGGGAGGUUCCCCAGGAGUACAGACAGACCAGCCCCAUCAGCAGCGAAGGAUACCUCUACGUCCAGGAGAAACGGCCCCCUCCUUUUGGUUCCAGUUGGGUGAAGCGUUACUGCACGUUUGUAAAGGAACAGAAAAUCCUACAUAUGGUCACCUUUGACCACAGGUCCGGAGGAAAGAUUGGCGAGACUGAAUCGGUCACCCUCAAGUCUUGCGUCCGCAAAACCACAGACAUGCUGGACAGGCGGUUCUGUCUCGAUAUAGAAAUCACAGACCGUCCGGGCACGGUCCUCACGGUCCAGUCGCUGUCGGAAGAUGACCAUAAGUUCUGGAUCCACGCCAUGGGGGGGAAAGAACCAGUUGGGCAGUACUUGGGUAAAACCCAUUUAAAAGAACGAGGAAUCGAUGCACAGCUAGAUGACGUAGGAUUGUCAUUUGUGAAGAAUGCCAUCAACGCCAUUGAGACGAGAGGUAUCAAUGACCAGGGCCUGUACAGAGUGGUGGGGGUCAGCUCCAAAGUCCAGAAGCUCCUUAGCCUAAUGAUCGAUGAGAAGAGCAACGAUGUGGAUCUGUCUACGUGUGAGGACUGGGAUGUGAAAACAGUCACCAGCACACUAAAGCUGUAUAUGAGGAGUCUUCCUGAGCCACUGAUGACCUAUGGACUGUACAAAAACUUUAUCGCCCCUGCAAAGGGUGGUAGUCCAGAGUCUCGUAGCCAAGCCAUCCACUGCCUGGUCCACAAGCUGCCUGAGAAGAACCGCCUGGUCCUGGGGCUACUGAUGAAACACCUGGCUACUGUGGCAGCUCACAGUAAGUUGAACCUGAUGACGGUGGCCAACCUGGGUGUGGUGUUUGGUCCCACCCUGAUGAGGCCCCAAGAGGAUACGGUGGCCGCCAUCAUGGACCUCAAGUUCCAGAACAUUGUGGUGGAGAUCCUCAUCGAGCAGCACGAGAAGAUCUUUGGAGAUGUCCCAGACGCAUCUUCCCCGGGUCUCUCCGCCCCCACCAGGCAGUCCAAGAAACUGUCGGUUCGACAGAACCGACCCCUGGCCGUCUAUAACCCAAAGUCAGUGGACCUGCAGACAGUGUCACCUGAUGUCGGUUCUAACUCGGAUGAGGCGUCGCUAGGCAGCAACGAGUCGGUGUCGUCCCAGUCGUCAGGGGCGACUGCCUCGGAGACGCCUCCGGAGAAGGCCAACCACGCCCCCCUUCUCGCCAGUCUCAGCUCAGGAGACAGCCCAGGGGCCUGCAUCGCUGUAGCAGCCUCGUGGCUCAACUCUGGAGCCCUGACCAAAGUCGGUUCUGAUGGGGACAAGACAGAGGACGGUGUCACCGGUGGUGGAGGCAAGAAAGCCAUGGCGGUGUACCCGUGCGAGGCCGAGCACGACUCGGAGUUAUCCUUCCAGGUCGGAGCAAUAUUCAGCGCUGUGGCACCUUCCAGGGAACCUGGCUGGCUGGAAGGAGAGCUGGAGGGGAAGAGAGGCCUCAUCCCUGAAAACUAUGUGGAGAUGCUGUAGUCCAGAACCUAGGACCUCUUAGCACCUGCCUGUAUACUCUCAGUGGAAGAGUAGCCUGGUCCCAAAGAUGUUUGUGCUGUGUACUCUUAUAUGGUCAUAGUCAUUACCAAACAUGCCAAACCAUAGAAGUUGGCUAUACAGCAAAACAUUGUUGGCAAGACCGCACAAACAGAUCUUGGACCAGGCAAGUGGAAGAGGGGUCUCGUCAUCCCUGACCAUCUACGUUCUAGAUGCUGUAUGCCAAACCCAAGGGUCGCCUGGCCUGCCACCGUCUAUUGCUGUAUCUCGCCGUCUUUCCCAACUGUCACCUUAUACAUGGUAUCCAUGAAGUUGAUGUUGACACACUCCCAUUCUCAAAUUCAUACUUUCUCUUAUGCCUUCAACUCUCACCUUCCCUGCCCGGUGACUACCAUGAACACGUUCAACAACAUUAAUGCAGAAUCCCACCGACCAGCCCAAUAAAUACCCCCAGCAAUGAUGUACAAUCCAUGGUCUUGGAUAUAGGAAAGAAAUAAACAUUUUAAGGUGCCUUACAACACCAAGACA
This is a messenger RNA of Coregonus clupeaformis (lake whitefish), 3362 nucleotides long. RefSeq names its product Rho GTPase activating protein 10 (gene arhgap10). The transcript has 23 exons. The coding region runs from base 543 to 2816 and encodes 757 amino acids. The record is from RefSeq and is a predicted model, not a curated record. Gene Ontology annotation, molecular function: protein binding; GTPase activator activity. Gene Ontology annotation, cellular component: cytoplasm. Gene Ontology annotation, biological process: signal transduction. Lineage: Eukaryota; Metazoa; Chordata; Actinopteri; Salmoniformes; Salmonidae.